UGAACUUGAGUGUUUUGUCCUACUCACCAAUUUUGCUGCCUGGAUUUGUGCUUGGCAUGCCCGAAGUUGAUGAGGAGCCUGUCUGGGGAUUGGCGAGGGAAGACUUCGAUGGUAGUGAGUUUGGACCAGAGUAUCUGAGCUUCAACGAGGGCCAGGAGCUCGGGAUUCUCAGCAAAGAGACGGAUGGAUGGGCAUUGGGCGUGCUCAAAAAGGGCACCGAGCUGGUUCAGGGUUGGUUUCCUCCUGACUUCUGGAGCAGCAAAGGCUCUUUGGCUCCUCCAAGGAGCUCUGGACUUCAUCAAGCACACCAGGAGAAGAAGGCAAAGAAUGGCAAAGGAUCGAAAGGAGCGAAAGGAGAAGGGGCUGAGGCUGAAGAGGAGUCCACUACCCUUGCAGAUGGUGUCGUGAAGGUGUUCUUUGCAGAGCGCCGUUAUGGAUUUGUGGACUGCAAUGGGCUGGACGUGUUCUUGCAUCUCAGUGAUUGUGGACAGCAUACUCCACGUGUGGGAGAUCUCGUGCGCUUCAUGAUUGAAAGGCGUGCUUGCAACCCGAAGCAAAUGCAAGCCAAGAUGCUCGUCUCAGCACUUUCAAUUGGCCUUAUCAAACCCAUCAGUCGUUCCAUGUCUUCUCUUCUCACGAGUUUGAGAAAAUUGUUUCUAGUAGCGAUGCCAGGAGCCCCUAGUAGCGUCCUUGCUCCUCGUAGAAAAUUGUUUCUGUUGCGGUUUGUAGUGGUUUUAGUUGAGAGUUUGUUUGCCGUUUUCUCUCUCCUUCUCUGUUUGCUGGUUUGCGGGCUCGCUCACUCUCGUUCUUUUCGAGGUCGGUGACCUUUGCAGGGCGACAGGAGGUUUUGCAUCAGAACCAAAAAGGUGAAGUGAAGUCCGUUUCAAGCGGACACGGUUUCAUUGUCUCUGAUACAGGAAACGACAUUUUCUUCAGAAAGGUCAGUUGCGACAGCGGCAUGCCCAUGCCAGGUGAAAAUGUGACCUUCGAUGUGAAAUGGUCAGAAGCAAGACCCGGAUAUUUGGAGGCCGUGAAUGUGAAUGCUGAAGGUGGACAUUCAAGCACAGUGUGCCAGGAUCAUCCCACUAUCGCCGCUGUCCGAGAGUUUGCAACAGUGGUCAAUCUUUUGGCCGAGCGUGCCGAAGCAGCAGAAUCAGAAGCCGCAAUGCUUCGGGAGAAGUUGCUCUCUGCGCAUCAUCGAAUUGACGAACUGGUGGAGGAGCUGGAUAGAGUGAGGCCACCUACGGAGCACACGCCGGAAAGAACCAUCUA
Messenger RNA from Durusdinium trenchii, 1272 nucleotides. NCBI's taxonomy places the organism in Eukaryota, Dinophyceae, Suessiales, Symbiodiniaceae. The record is from the annotation of a GenBank genome assembly.